AUGUUCUCACCCAUGCCUACCCCAGCAUCCUCGGCCCUGUCGCCUAUUUCGCGAACCAUGGCGGACGUGGAGAAGAUACGUGAGCAUCAUAAAGGCCUAAACGCCGCAUUCAAUGCCCUUCGAAAUUUCUCCAGAGAUGUUUAUCGUCCUAAGAGCGCGGCCGCAAAUGUUCUCCUCGAAUGGCACCGGGAGAUCAAGCUUUUAAUUCAAUACGUGCCUCUUGGAUUCACGGAGGCUUACUACAUCGACCUAAUAAAGAAACUUCAAGCGAGGAUAUACGGUACUAUAAAAGAAAUAAUGGAGGCAUUGAAUCAGUGGCAGGCACAGUACGAGACAUUGGUUUAUACGGACAUUGACGAGUUGUUUCGGGGUGUUGAUACGGAUGAGGUGUUGAGCCGUGAGGCCCGAGAGAGUGUGAAUGAGGCCCGCAAUACUUCGGUGAAUGUCCGGUAUGCUUGUGCUUUCGAGUGGGAGUGGGUGCGCGAUAUGGUUGGGAAGUACCAGAGCGCCCUAACUUCCGAACAAUGCAACGAGCUUAAGCAGAUUGUUGAAUGA
Messenger RNA from Trematosphaeria pertusa, 555 nucleotides. RefSeq lists its product as uncharacterized. The coding region runs from base 1 to 555 and encodes 184 amino acids. Lineage: Eukaryota; Fungi; Ascomycota; Dothideomycetes; Pleosporales; Trematosphaeriaceae. The transcript has a single exon. The record is from RefSeq and is a predicted model, not a curated record.